AUGUCGUUGGUUACGAGGUAUUCCAGGAGUAAGGUGUCUACUGGUGCUCUGCCUGUUUUGGAGCUCGAUGUUGCUCGCCAUUUAUGGUCAAACUCACAUGGUAAACAACUUGAUCCAGAAUCAUCAUUCAAAUCAAAGUUAACUGAACAAAACACAGAUAUUUUGACUAUUGAUUCCAAUUCUAUCCCAAAUAAGAUCAAUUAUAGAAUAAUAAACGAUGGCAAUUCAAUUGUCUUGACACCAUUGGCAUUAAACAACAAUUUCAGUAUUGAAUUGAGAGUAUUGAAAAUUAAUCUACCUGACAAGAUUAGAUCAAAUUGUUUAACAAUUAACCAAUUUAUCAAUUCAAAUGAUGAGACAUCCAUAUUAGUUGAUAUUAUAAGUGAUGCUGGUAUGAUCAUAACCAUCAUUUUGAAAUUGUCUGAUUUUGUUGUCAGCAAAUCAUCAAGUAUUGAUUCAUCAAAUUAUCAAGAAUGGUGUAAGAUUUCGAACCCAUAUGGAUUUGAUAUUAGAAAACCACAUAUCUUGUACUCAUACUCACAUGACUAUUCCAUAGUGCUACUAAGGGAUGGUGGUAUUAUCGGGUUAAAGAAAGAUUUAUCAAACUUCACAGUGGAACCAAUCAUUUUCAAUGAUAAUUCAUAUUUUGAAAGUUUAGGAAAUUUAUUCAAACCAUGGGCUAAAAAUCAUAAAUUUUCAUCAGAACAUUCAGAUCUUUCAUUGAAAACUACAAUUGAUGCUAUUCAUUUAGAUGAUUAUUUGAUCACGGUCACUAUUAAUAAAAAAUUAAGAGUUUGGUCAAUUUCAAGACAAAGUUUAAUUUUGGAAAAAGAAUUAACUGAUUUCAUUUCAUCAAAUAAAAUAACUACAAAUAAACCAUAUCUUGAUCCAAACCCAACAAAAUUGUUAGAGAUAUUGAAAGUGGAAAUUAAUGGUCAACAACAUACAUAUUUAUCAAUUUUUUUACCAUUUGGUAAUGGAGUUUUCAAAAUUUUGGAAAUUCAAUCAAAUUUAACAUCAUUUGAAGUUGGUGAUUUAGGUGCAAAAUUUGAAUUUGAAGCAAAUUUACCUGACUCAACUACAAUUUGGUUAGUUGCAGAUUUUAAAUCAAUAGCACCUUCAGCAAAAGAAAAUCUUGAAUUGUGGGUACUUUGGAAAAGUAAUACUUCUUCAAUCAUUCAAAAUUUGAAGAUUGAUAAAGAUGCAAGUUUCCAAUGGUUUGAAGUUGCUAAAUCCUCAAUAGAGUUACAGAAAUUCACUGAUAGUGAAACAUGGUCUGAGUUUUAUUUACGUAAAAUAUUUGAUGCAGGGCUCUAUUCAAAUGAAAUUGUUGAAACUGCAUUAUCAAUUUAUGAACAGCAUUUUACAAAUGAUCAAUUAAAUAAGGAUGGUGAUGAAAACUUAUUAGAUGAUUUAUCAAUCCGUGAAAAAGUUGUUAAAACUAUUGGUAAAGAUAUUGUUAUUGAUAAGAAUUAUGAUGAGAACUUGAAGAAACAGUGGCAAAGAUUCGACACUUUAUGUAAAGAAUUUCAAAAACAAUCAGAUGAACCAUUAAAACUAUACAUUAACGUUGACACAAGCUUGAUAUUGGUUAUAAAUAGAAAUGAUUAUUCCUUAGUUAGAAAAACCUCAAAUAUGGAAUUAUUAAGCAACAACAAGCAUUUGAAAAUUUCAUCAAUUGAAGAGUUUGAUGAUAUUAAAGAACAUUUAAGAUUUUUAGACAUCAUUUCCAAUUUCAGAAAAUCAAUUUCAAGUGAUGUUUUGAAUAAUGUUAGAAAUGCAUUAGUUAGACUUGUCAACACUACACAACCAACACGUCCAAAAAAUGAAAGCUUAGCAUUGAUUUAUGAAUCCAGUUUAAACAAUAAAUUUAAUCCAACAAAUUUAUCAAGUUUAGUGGAAGAAUUAGCAACAUUUGACAAUAUUUUCAAAAUCAUCAAAGAUUUACUAAACCUUCAAUCAGGAUCAAAUGAUGAUUCAUUAAUCAAGGGUAAAUUAACAAAAUUUGGUGUCUCAUUAGUGUUGAAAACUUUAAAAGAUAUAUUGGUUGUUAAUCAAGAAAUUUUAUUUGAUUUAUUAAUUUUGUUAUUGGUUUUAGAAUUUGAUAAUGCUGAAGAAUUGGAAUCUUUAUUAUCUGUUAUUUUACCUCUAUAUCAAACUUAUCAAGCCAUUGAAACCACUUUCUACAUAAAUUUCAACACAACAACAAACAAGUUAGAAUUGGAUGAAACUUCAGUAUUAGAAAACAGUCUUGUCACCAAAAUAUUAGAAUUGAAAUUUCCUGAUGGAUUUUUAUUAACUGGUAAUACAUUGAAUCAAUUCAUUAAUCAUCAAAUCAUCCCAUUCAUUAAUAGUGUUGAGUUCAUCUAUUCGGUUGCUGCUUAUUUAAUUUCCAAUGAUUAUACUUUUUUGUUAUACAAUCAUUAUUUACAAUAUUAUGGAGAUACACCUGUCUUUGCAUUAUUAAAAGCCGUCACAUAUUUACAAACGGAUCAAGCAUCAAAAGCUGAAAAAAUUUUGUUGAAAAACUCAGAGCAAAUCAUCAAAUAUAGAUUAACUUCACAAGAGAAAGAAAUUUUCAAAUCAAUUGAAGAUUAUAGUGUGUUUUUCCAUACUUCAUUAUCAAAAUUCUAUAUGAAUCUAAGUAUAUUGUUCCUCAAUAGUUUCAAAUUCCAGUCAGCUUUGAAAUUCAUUAAUUUAUCCAUUUCAAACAAUUUCAAUAAUGAAUUUGAUAAUAAAUAUUUGGAAGAAAAAUAUUAUACAUUAUUUACAAUUGCCAUUGAAUUGUCGAAUUUUGAAAUUGCCACAAUUGCAUUAGAUAAUAUCAAAGAUCCAAAAAAGAAAAUCGAGUCAUUUGAUAGAUUUAUUUACAAAUUAUACAAGAUUGGUGAAAUUAGAAGAUUGAAUUAUUAUGAUUUCAAACAAGAUUAUCCAUUAGUUGAUUCAAUAUUGUUAUCAAAAGCUCAAUCAUACACUUCAGAUUUGAAAAAAUCAUUAUUCUUUUAUCAAGUUUUAUAUUCUUUUAGGUUGAAAUAUAAAAGAUAUAGAAGUGCACUAGAAUCAUUAUAUGAAUUCAUCAACAAAACAAAGCAAGAAGAAGAUGAAACAUUGAAGCUCACAGUUGCAGGAUUAUACUCCACAAUUUUGAAUUUAUUGGUUACUUUACCAAAAGAUGAACAAUGGAUCAUUACUGCAAUUAACACUGAGGAAAAUGAUGUACUCAGUUAUGAACAACUCAAGGAGGAACAACUAAAAAUUACAAAUUCAUUUUCAAGAGACUUGAAACUUAAAUACUUGUCAUAA
This is a messenger RNA of Hansenula anomala, 3303 nucleotides long. RefSeq names its product Nup120p (gene NUP120). The record is from RefSeq and is a predicted model, not a curated record. The transcript has a single exon. Gene Ontology annotation, cellular component: nuclear pore. Bases 1 to 3303 code for a protein of 1100 amino acids. Gene Ontology annotation, molecular function: structural constituent of nuclear pore. Lineage: Eukaryota; Fungi; Ascomycota; Saccharomycetes; Phaffomycetales; Wickerhamomycetaceae.